CCAUCCUCCCCUGGUAAGUAAUGAAAUUGAUUUGAAAUUGCACAAAAAAAGAAGAAAGCAAGAAAAAGUGACCCGCUCGAAGUUUGAUUUUCCCCAUUCCAUUAUCAAAUCCUGCAAUAGAUAAGGUACUCAUUAAUAAAAGUCUCUUUUUCUUCUCAAGCAAGAAAAACAGGACGACUGAUUAGACAAAAGCCAAAAUGUCAUUCGGAGGAAAGCUAUCCGACUUUCUCCAGGGAGAGGGUGCAGCUCCCGUGGAACAGGAGGUAGUGGAGGAAGCACCAAAGAUACCACACCCAGAACACGAUGCAAAAGGGUAAUGAAGCACUUUAGUAGGGAUUGAUGUUGUAAAGUCAAAAGACAUGACAUCACAAUGUACUACAACAAGCUGUUUGUUUGACAGUCUAAUUUGUUGGAAGAUGUGGAUUUGAACUCAUCACGCGGAGCUUCCACGCAUUUUCAAAAAAGGUACGUAAAAGCAGUAGUGAUGCAGUAUUUGACGCCUGGGUUUGAGGCACUGCUUCAAGUGGCAAAGGAGAAAGGAGAGCUGCCGCCAUUGGGGGAAGAGCUGAUGAUGUCAACGUUUAACAAGAAGAAAGAGCCGAAAGCAGGUCCAGGAGACUCAUCGGUAAGACCUGUAAAAUUGAUAGUUGAACCGAAUCCAUGAUUUUAGGAGGUAGGCAGUCUGCACUGAACUUUGUCGUGCAAGAUAAAUUGUAUUGUAUUUUUGCAUUGUAUCCUACUUCUUCCAAUACUGAUCUGGGCAACCCACAAUGACCAUAUUUCUUCCAACAAAACAGCCCGAGGCCUCUUCAGACGCAGAUGAGGGAGGUGGAGAUCCAUCUGGCCUCUCUGUACCACGAGAGGGUGAUGAGAACAGGUUUGACCCUUUGCGAUGGUUGAGCGAUUAUUUGCGACAGUAUGUCGAUAAACCCGGCAAAUACAAAGAGAUGUUUAACCAGAGAUUGGCGGAAAGACAAAGGGAGAUGUUGGCACAAGCAGCGAACGCAGGUCCGCCUGGAGCCAGUUGAGGAGGAAGGAUGAAGUCACAGUGGAACGAUUCUGUUUGACAUGUUUUCACAUGGAUGUAAGACAAAGAAGUUAUAGUACGAGUACAUCUAAUUGAAGAACAUGAUAAUUUUUGUGUAAGUACAUCGGUUUGUGUACAAGCAGGAAUCUUUGUAGUUGUUGAGUCGAAGGACGCGCGAUCAACAAAGACAACUAGUGAAGAUCGACAUUCG
This is a messenger RNA of Amoebophrya sp. A25, 1238 nucleotides long. The record is from the annotation of a GenBank genome assembly. NCBI's taxonomy places the organism in Eukaryota, Dinophyceae, Syndiniales, Amoebophryaceae.